GCAAAGAUUCCUUUGCAGAACGAGAUUACCUGGCUUGAGGACAACUGGUACAAUGAAGAGAGUAGAUUCCUUGCAUUUACGCUCCACGAUGGGAAUGGAGGAGAUAUUUACUUAGCAUUUAAUGCGCACCACUUUUUUGUCAAAGCAGCAAUACCUUCACCACCACAAAAUAGACGCUGGCACCGAGUGGUGGACACUAAUCUGAAAUCCCCUGGUGAUUUUGUUACUGAAGGCAUUGCUGGUAUCAGUGGAACUUAUAAUGUUGCACCAUAUUCUGCUAUUCUUCUGGAAGCAAAGCAAUAAUUAUUAGAUUAUGCUGCUUAAGAUAUUCUGCCCUGGGUUAUCACCUUCUUGAUUGGGUGGUUAAAUCGAAAUUCAGGCGCUAAUAUAAGCAUACAGUUAGCCUACAGAUGUAAUCUGUUAGAAGCAGAAAUUCAUGAAGAAGUUUGCGAUAAGUGACCAGUUUGUUCAGGCUGUUAUUAACAUGUAUAAACAACCUGCAGUAACCAGAUAAAUGGGGACCAUUUGUCCAGGUUGUUAGAGACGGAUCUUGGUUAUGAGGAAUGCGCAGGACGUAACAUAUUAAGGCAGGCUGUUGUGUUGGCUUGCAGAAUCAACAUAUUCAUCUGCUGACACAUGCUUCGGCCAUCCUUGUCUCUGAGAGGUAGGAACAUAGUGGUGGGUCGCAAGGAAUUUUUAAAUAGGCAAAGGUUCUGUAAAGUGCCUUCAUCAUGUUUUCUCUUCAAAGGAGACAAAUUUCUAUGUAAAUGUUUCUUUAUAAAGUUCAUUUCUUAUUAACCCCGCAAAGUUAUUCCAGAGAGGAUAAAAAGAGACUUUGGGAUGUGCA
Molecule: messenger RNA, 847 nt
Organism: Nicotiana tabacum (common tobacco)
Lineage: Eukaryota; Viridiplantae; Streptophyta; Magnoliopsida; Solanales; Solanaceae
Source: RefSeq, a predicted model, not a curated record